Messenger RNA from Paramecium sonneborni, 1483 nucleotides. Lineage: Eukaryota; Ciliophora; Oligohymenophorea; Peniculida; Parameciidae. The record is from the annotation of a GenBank genome assembly.
AUGAACAAUAAAGAAAUGUUUAAACACAGAGAUAUAAAUACUUUUUUAACAAAUAAUCUAACAAAAGAAAAACGAAGUAAAAAACCAUUUGAAUAUUUGAAUCUAACUUAUUCUAAAUAGUUUGAUUAUUCUCCAAUGAAAAAACAACCUUACACUUCAAAAGCUAAUGAAAUUAAAUAAAAAAGUCUAGAAGAACCUUAAAUUUUAAGACAGAAAACUUUACCAAAUUAUGAACCAACUAAAUGUUCUAGUGUUAAAAAUGGAAUAAUAAAAGCAUAUGCUGCAAACACAAAUUAAGGAUUAGUGAGAGAAUAUAAUGAAGAUAGAGUUUCUAUAAUAUUGAAUAUCAUAAAACCAUAAAGUAGAGAAAAUGAACCAUGGCCUAAAUGUUCAUAUUUUGGAGUAUAUGAUGGACAUGGUGGAUCAGCUUGUGCAGACUUUUUAAGAGACAAUUUACAUUAAUUUGUAGUUAAAGAACCAGAUUUCCCUUGGAAUCCAAUAAAAGCAAUAACAAAAGGUUUUGAAGCAGCUGAAAAAUACUUUAUAUAAAUGGCAUAAGAUUCAUUUAAUAAAGGAAUUUUAGAAACAAGUGGAUCAUGUGCAAUUGUUGUAUUAAUUAUUGGAGAUUCUUGUUAUGUAGCUAAUGUAGGAGAUAGUAGAGCAAUAUUAAGUACACAAAAUGGAAAAAAAAUUAUUGAUCUUUCAAACGAUCAUAAACCUGAAUUUGAAAAAAAUAGAAUUACUAAAGCUGGAGGAUAACUGUAUUAAACACAUGGAUUAAAUGAAGAAGGGAAACUAAUUUUAGGUCCAGUGAGAGUGAAUCCCGGUAAGUUGUCAGUUUCAAGAACAUUUGGUGAUAUUGAAGCAAAAUUAGAGAAAUUGGGAGGGAAACCAAAAGUUGUAAUAGCAGAGCCAGAAAUAAGACAAUUUAAAAUAAUAUAGGAGCAUGAUUUUAUAAUUUUAGGAAGUAUAAAUAAUAAAAAAAAGUAGGUGAUGGUAUAUUUGAUAGGAUGAGUUCAAGAGAUGUAAUAAAGGGAAUUUGGGAGGAUGUUUAAAGUAAUAAGAAUAUGAAUGAUUUACAUAAUGUAAUGUCAAAUGCAGUAGAAUCAGUAAUAAAAGAGAGUUUAUUACGUAAGACAAUUGAUAAUGUUACAUUAUUAAUAAUAGCAUUUUAAAUAAAUACUUUAAGAGAGGAAGAAAUAAGAGUUAAGACAAUAUCAUAUACAGAUUAAUUAGUUAAAUUGCCAUAGAGUAACAAAAAUGCAUCUAAUUUAAGAUUUAAGUAAAAAAUACUAUAUGAUAUGAUCAUAGUUAAAAUAGAAAGUAGAAUGAUGAGAAUGAUGCGUUUUUGAUGAAUGGCCAAGUAUUGAGAUAGAAGAAUAAGUAAAGAUAUUUUUAAGAGAAUAAUAAUGGAAUUGGUUGGGAGUGAUGAUGAGAUUUGAAAUUUGUUUGAAAUAAAAUAAUAAAUAAAUAUUUGGAGAAG